AUGCGUUUCAAAUCAGCCUUCCGCACCCUAACCAACAUGAAUUCGUCAGCCAGCAUGUUUGUUAAUUAUUCAAAACCGUCUCACAUAAGCACAAACAUGCUUGGUUGGUAUUCCAGAGUGGGGUGCGAAAAAUGUUCCAUCAUGCCGAAGCAUUUGUGCGCUUCGCUUCAAUUAAUUUCUCAAGCAAUGAUUUUGAUGAGAUCAGAUCCUCUCCUGGCUCGACACACCGAAAAGGGUUUCCGAAGAAACAGAAAAAGUUCAGCAAUGCAGCAGGAAAUGGAAAAGAGUCCAUCAUAUGGAUAUAUGUACGAACAUUGA
Molecule: messenger RNA, 318 nt
Organism: Clunio marinus
Lineage: Eukaryota; Metazoa; Arthropoda; Insecta; Diptera; Chironomidae
Source: the annotation of a GenBank genome assembly